Molecule: messenger RNA, 3938 nt
Organism: Aspergillus nidulans FGSC A4
Lineage: Eukaryota; Fungi; Ascomycota; Eurotiomycetes; Eurotiales; Aspergillaceae
Gene: set1
Product: histone methyltransferase SET1
Exons: 2
Coding region: 1-3663 (1220 amino acids)
Biological process (GO): chromatin remodeling
Cellular component (GO): nucleus; chromosome; Set1C/COMPASS complex
Molecular function (GO): histone H3K4 trimethyltransferase activity; nucleic acid binding; histone H3K4 methyltransferase activity
Source: RefSeq, a predicted model, not a curated record
AUGUCGCGCUCUUCCGCAGGCUUCGCAGACUUCUUUCCCACCGCCCCAUCGGUCAUCCAGCAGAAACGAUAUCAAGCCACUCGAGAACGACAGCGGUCGAGACCUCAUCUCAGCAGGGAGCAUGCCGACGAGGAACAGAUUGUCACCGGAUCCCGGACCUCUGGGGAAACUGUCAACGGCAAUAGCCCUCAGAAUCUUGGACAAGAACUCCGGUCAGACCUGAACAAGUCGCGCAAGGAAGUCGCGGAAGACGGUUCCGCGAGCCAUGGAGAGGCGAACACUCCGGCGAACAACACAUCGGGACCCGGAACAGGUUCAUCGAAUGAUACCCGCCUGGAUACUCUUACGCCGCUCACAAACACGGAGUCAUCCCCGCAGAACAAUCCGAGCCCGUCUCAAGCGAAGGCGCCGAACGGAGAUGAACCUGAUGGGUUUAGACAAGCAAGAGCAAAUGUCUCAAACAGCACCAUGACACCGCUUCAUACGCCGCCAACACCAACAACGCAUUCACUGAGUCAGCGUGUUGCAAUCGUCAAGGGCAGCAAGUUGGUACAUGACCCUGAUAGAGCCCCGUCCAAGGAUAAACGAAAGAGGCCUUGCUACGUGGAUAUUGUUAGUGAUGAACAAGAAGGACGUUUGUCCGACCCUCGAUUGAGCAUACAAAAUUAUACUCGCGGUGCUGGAUGCCGACAGAAGACGAAGUACCGACCCGCUCCGUACGUCCUAAGGCACUGGCCCUACGACCCUGCCAGCACGGUAGGACCGGGGCCUCCCGUGCAAAUUGUUGUUACCGGUUUCGACCCAUUGACGCCUCUCGCACCGAUAAGUACGCUCUUUUCGAGUUUUGGCGAGAUAGCAGAGAUCAAUAACCGAACGGAUCCCGACACGGGCAGAUUCCUGGGCAUAUGCUCCGUCAAAUAUAAGGACAGCGCAUCGUUUCACGGUAGCGGUCCUGUUUCCGCGUCGUUGGCAGCGAAGAAUGCAUUUCAUGAAUGCAAAAAGGGGCAGCGUAUUGGCAACAAUCGCAUCAAGGUUGAGUAUGAUCGCGAUGGGCAGACUUCGGAAAAACUAGCUUCGAGGGCUAUUGCAGCUCAAAGAAUUGAUUCGAAGAUUGAUAUGCCCGUGGUGGGUGAGCCUAAAUCAGAGGCACAGGUGAACAAAAAUGAACCACCCCCGACAGCUCCAAAAGGGCCCUCUGGAAGAUCCUUCAUGCGCCCUUCGGCUGUCAUCCCUGAAGGACCUAGGGCAAGCUUUCAGAAACCGGCAAUACCAUCAUUGAUUGAAGAAACUCCCAUACUAAACCAGAUAAAGCGUGAUCCCUAUAUCUUCAUCGCACAUUGUUAUGUACCUGUUCUAAGCUCGACUCUGCCGCACUUAAAAAAGCGAUUAAAGGCGUUCAACUGGAAAGAUAUUCGAUGCGACAGAACCGGAUACUAUAUCAUAUUUGAGAACUCUCGGCGCGGUGAAGAGGAAACUGAACGCUGUUACAAGUUCUGCCAUAUGAAACUUUUAUUCACGUAUAUCAUGAAUAUGGAAAGCCAACCGUACGGCAAUCCGCAUUACGAGCGCAGCCCCAGUCCCGAGCGCAUGAAGCAAGAACAACGGCAAAAAGCGGAAACUGAACGAUUGAAGAAAGAGGCAGAGUUGGACAUUGAAGAAGAAAAGAAACAGCGAGCCCUGGAUUUGGAUCCCUGCACUGAAGUUUUGGCGAUCGUAAUAAAGGAUCUAAGGGACAAACUGCUCGAAGACGUUAAGUCACGCAUUGCUGCCCCCGCUCUGUAUGAUUAUCUCGACCCAGAACGGCAUGCAUCAAGGAGGAAACAACUGGGGAUACCUGAUCCUGAAGGCAUUAAACGUCCUAUGUUCCGCCUUGAUUUUGACAGCCGUGAUAGUACACCCGACCCACAUGCAAAAUUCUUGAAUAAACGGCACCCUUCAGGCGUAUCUGGUCUGAAUAUACUCUCUGCCCUUCCAAGGAUUAGGAAAGCUCAUCGCCUCGACCGUACGGACGUCGCUUUCUUAGACGAGAGGCGCAAGCAACCGCUACGGAGAAGAAAUGUCCGACCACUUUACCAUCGAUUACAGCAGCUACAUGAUGCAGAAGACUCUGAUGAAGAGCAGCAUACUCCACUUUCCCGAGACACCGAUGAUCAGGACAGUCGUCCUCCCAGUCGAAUUGGCUCAGAAACCGAAUCUGAGGAUGCGGAUGAAGAUGCAGCCGAAGCAUUGGAUAAUUCAACAGAAAGGCUCGAUAAUGAAGACCGACAUUCCGAGAUAGGCGACUUGGAGGCUGCAGUACAAGACUACUCUCCGUCGCGGAAGAGGAAAAGAACCAGUGAAAGUCCCAGCCACCGCAAGAAACAAAAGGAAUCUGAUGAUUUCUCUGCUGUGGGCGAGGGAACUCGGACGGAUGACAUUCCUCAGGUUUUGGAUGGAGUUCACAAGGGCACCGUUUCUCAGGGAUUAUCUGACUCGGCUGACGAGUCAUCACGCCUUGACCACAACAAGGUAUUGCUUGAAGAACUAGUUGAAGACAUAAAAACCACGCACUCAGAAGAGCCUGGCAUCAAAACCCAUCAUGUUCAAGUUAGACAAUCAGCGGAAAAUAUGGUCGAGGGGGCCGAAUAUGGCGAGGCGGCCCGGCACGAGGUUGAAUGGAGAGUAUCAAAUGAUGAGCCACGGCCGAUUGUGGACGAUGAUGAUUCUGUUGUCAUGGAUCUUGACGGAUGGCAAGACGUCGUGAAGGACGAGGAAGAUUUACAGUUCCUUCGCAAUAUCCUGGAAAAGCAGCCGAUGUCUGUGAUUGGAAACCUAUCAGCUUGGGCAUGGAGACAGAAGGAAAUCAAGGCUCUCAAUCGCCCCGGCGAUGUAGGGCCAACGCGCCAGGCUGCAAGCAUCGAAGGUUAUUAUGUUCCUAAUAUUACAGGAGCUGCUCGAACCGAAGGCAGAAAGAGGAUUCUCGAAUCGGAAAAAUCAAAAUAUCUACCCCAUCGCAUUAAGGUCCAGAAGGCUCGCGAGGAACGCGAGGCGAAGGCCAAGAGCGAUCCACAGAAUGCAGCUGCCGAGGCGGCUCGAAUCGCAGCAGCAAAGACAAUAUCAAAGUCAACAUCUCGUUCGACAAGGGUGAAUAACCGCAGACUGAUUGCUGACAUCAAUGCUCAAAAGCAAGCUCUACCAUCGCAGGGUGGCGAUAGCGAUGUUCUUCGAUUUAACCAAUUGAAAAAACGGAAAAAGCCUGUGCGUUUUGCACGAUCAGCUAUUCAUAAUUGGGGGCUCUAUGCUGAAGUCAAUAUAUCUGCAAACGAAAUGAUCAUCGAAUAUGUGGGGGAGAAGGUACGGCAGCAGGUUGCCGAUAUGAGGGAGCGACGAUACCUAAAGAGCGGCAUUGGCAGUAGCUAUCUCUUUCGAAUUGAUGAGAACACAGUCAUUGAUGCCACAAAGAGAGGCGGUAUUGCUAGAUUUAUCAACCACAGCUGCACACCAAACUGCACAGCGAAGAUCAUCAAGGUUGAUGGAAGCAAACGAAUAGUUAUUUAUGCAUUGAGGGAUAUCGAAAGGGAUGAAGAAUUAACUUACGACUACAAAUUCGAGAGGGAAUGGGACAGCGAUGACAGAAUACCAUGCCUUUGCGGCUCGGCCGGAUGUAAAGGCUUUCUGAAUUAGAUUUCUUGACUCAAGAAACAGCGAGCACACUCCUUUCGUUCGAACGUUUAUCAUUGAUUUUUAUUCUAACGACAUGGGGCCUUUUUAUAGGCUUGUUUCACGGCAAAGGUAUAGGCCCGGGGCAGCGUUGUGCAUGUUACAUUGAGGCGUUCCGGAUGAGUCUGCAAUUGUUGGUUGCAAUUGGUUCUCCUUAUCUUCCACCCUGAGACAAUGGUGUGACACGGAUUAUGUAUAACUUGCAAGUGCUGUAUCAUAUGAGAUCUCCCGCUUCAUUU